Messenger RNA from Symbiodinium necroappetens, 831 nucleotides. Lineage: Eukaryota; Dinophyceae; Suessiales; Symbiodiniaceae. The record is from the annotation of a GenBank genome assembly.
AUGGGCUGCCAUCAGGCGAAGGCUUCGAGCCAAAGUGCGCCGCGUGAUCCCUCUACACUUCUGGGGCGCGUCGGGUUGAGGAGCGAUCGCAACGAGAAGCAGGCCAACACACAGGGCGAGAAGCCGACGAGCAAGUUUCGCCGCCCACGCACCAGAGAGUGCGAGGAGGCGGAGCUGCAAGUCUUGGCUAAGUCGGUCGGGGAGCAGCUCCCGGCAGGUCCGCGCAUCUGCAUCCUGGGCAGCACGGCUUUUUGGAAGGAGAGCACCGAGCCUUUGGUGAAAGCUCUGGCUCGAAGGCUUAGCCUCAGCCUCCGGGACAGCAAUGCCGUCGUCCUCACCGGCGGUAUGCCUGGGGUUCAGGAGGUCCUCGCCAAGGGCCUCCAGAACGGCGGCUUCCAGAGAGUGGUGAACUUGGUUCACCUGGGACAUGAAAGCGGUUUCUGUGCAGGUGAGGACUUGGCCGCUGGACUGGACGCUGUGGAACGCCGGAAAGUUUUCGCAAGCCUGGGUGAUGUUUAUCUCUGCAUCGAGGGAGGCGCUGGCGUAGCAGAGGAGGCGCAGGCAGCCUUCGACAACGGCGCCUUCAUCUUGCCGAUACCCUCCACCGGCGGCGCUUCUGGCGGAGCCUUUGACUUUCCGAAGGCGGCUUUGCAGAGACCGAGGCAUGUAUCACCAGAAGAGUGGACCAUGUUGGAGACCGACGGCCACCCAGAAGAGGCGGCAACUGCCAUUGCGCGCACCUCAGCCGAGGGUUCUUGGUCGGGUUUGGGGCUUUUCGGGUUUUGGGCCGGGGCUGCGAGGUUUGCAGGCUCUGUGAACUUGCGCUCAUGA